Ciona intestinalis (vase tunicate) is the source of this 1495-nucleotide messenger RNA. RefSeq names its product tetratricopeptide repeat protein 1-like. The record is from RefSeq and is a predicted model, not a curated record. Gene Ontology annotation, molecular function: protein binding. NCBI's taxonomy places the organism in Eukaryota, Metazoa, Chordata, Ascidiacea, Phlebobranchia, Cionidae.
UUCAAUGAUUUACAUUAGUUAUUUUGGGUGGGUUGGUUGCAAAUCAAGUUUUAUGUUGUGUACAUUAUUGCAAUUUAACCAUACAAAUGCUAUAUGUCUUAUAUUAAUUUUGUACAACUGAUAGGUUGAAAUCAGCGUAUGUUGUUGAAAUCAGCGUAUGAUGUUGCAUACCUAAAAUUCUUGCCUUUUUAAUUUCAGAUAUCUACAACUAGGUAUAAUUAAAUUGCUGUUGUAGUAUUGCCUGAAGUUAUAUAGAAAUGGAUGGAGAUGAAGAGAUAUAUUACGAUUGUUCAAAUAUAACACCAGAUGAGACAAGCUGUGAUUUAGAUGGCAAGUUCCAUUCUGUUCAUCACUCACUUUAUAAUGAGUCUACAGGGGCCAAUGAAAAGGGGGCAACAAAAGAAUUUAAGCCUUCAAGAUUAAUGGAGCAUAAAGAAGAAAAUGCAAAAAUAGAAGAACUGCUUUCUAAAGAACAAUUGAAAAGUAAAUCAAUUUCUUUUAAAGUUAAAGGUAAUGAGAAAUACAAGUGGAAACAAUAUUCUGAAGCAAAGAAUCUGUAUACUGAAGGAUUAAACAUUUGUCCUAUAAGUUAUAAUAAAGAGCGAGCGGUCUUGUAUGCAAACCGCGGUGCAUGUCACAUAAAUCUUGGAGAAAAAGUUGAAGCAAUUGAAGAUUGUUCAAAAGCCAUUAAUUUAAACUCUGAUUAUAUUCGCGCUUGGUUACGCAGAGCUCAACUGUAUGAGCAAACUGAAAAUCUUGACGCAGCAUUAGAAGAUUAUGAAGUGGUAUUAAAAAAGGAUCCAUCUUUACAUCAAGCUAGAGAUGCUGUGUUUCGGCUUACAGAAGAAAUAAAUCAACGCAAUGAAAAACUUAAACAAGAAAUGCUUGGAAAGUUGAAAGAUAUUGGUAACCUAAUGCUACGACCUUUUGGAAUGUCGACAGACAAUUUUCUAGUUCAACAAAAUGAAACUGGUUCUUACAACAUAGAAUUUUCACAAAAUGCACCUAGAGAUUAGUUAAUUUUUACUUUCAAUUAAGAUGAACUUUAUUACUUCUAGUCAGAGUUCGUAUAUAAAGAGGAGUUAUUUCAUUACCAUAGAAAUCUUACAAGGCACCCAAACGGGCUAGUUACGCCGAUUGUUUACCCCAGCAAGGGGAAUUUUUAAACAUAUUUUACAGCUUAGUCGCAGUUUAUUUAUAGAACUCAAAAACUGCAAGUCACUUUUAAGCUUUAAUAUAUCUGCACAACUACUUGAAAAUUUGUUUUUCUUUAAUCUGCAUCCUGUAUUUGUAUUAAAAACAUAAACUAUAUUAAAUUUAGAUAUAUAUGUACAUAUUUAAAUUAUGUCUAUGAUGAAUUUAGCCCCACUUGCGGUGUGCUAUUGAUUUCUAUGGGCGACAUGAAAUAACUUAUGUUCAAAUACAGACUCUGCUUUUAAUAAUUUAUCUCUAAUUGCCUGAGACUGAAAAAAAUAAAAAAAAAUAAAAGAUUUUA